GUGUCCGCGUCAUGGCGGAGGCGGCUUUGGACGCCGUGCGGAGGGAGUUACGAGAAUUCCCGGCCGCGGCAAGGGAGCUCAGUGUGCCUCUUGCUGUGCCCUACCUGGACGAGCCCCCCACUCCACUCCGCUUCUACCGGGACUGGGUCUGUCCCAACAGGCCCUGCAUCAUCCGCAAUGCCCUGAAUCACUGGCCGGCCCUCCAGAAGUGGUCCCUCCCCUACCUCAGAGCCACAGUGGGCUCCACAGAGGUGAGUGUGGCUGUGACCCCAGAUGGUUACGCAGAUGCCGUGCGAGGGGACCGCUUCGUGAUGCCUGCUGAGCGCCGCCUGCCCCUGAGCUGUGUGCUGGACGUGCUAGAGGGCCAGGCCCAGCACCCGGGAGUGCUCUAUGUGCAGAAGCAGUGCUCCAACCUGCCCUCUGAGCUACCCCAGCUGCUGCCUGACCUAGAGCCCCAUGUGUCCUGGGCCUCUGAGGCACUGGGAAAGAUGCCUGAUGCUGUGAACUUCUGGCUGGGAGAGGCAGCUGCAGUGACAUCUUUGCACAAGGACCACUAUGAGAACCUCUACUGUGUGAUCUCAGGAGAGAAACACUUCUUGUUACAUCCGCCUAGCGACCGGCCCUUCAUCCCCUAUGAGCUGUACACACCGGCAACCUACCAGCUAACUGAAGAGGGCACCUUUAAGAUGGUGGAUGAAGAGGCCAUGGAGAAGGUGCCCUGGAUCCCACUGGACCCCUUGGCUCCAGACCUGGCCCGGUACCCCAGUUAUAGUCAGGCCCAGGCCCUUCGCUGCACGGUGCAGGCUGGCGAGAUGCUCUACCUGCCAGCCCUGUGGUUCCACCAUGUCCAGCAGUCCCAUGGCUGCAUUGCGGUGAAUUUCUGGUACGACAUGGAGUAUGACCUCAAGUACAGCUACUUCCAGCUGCUUGACUCCCUUGCUAAGGCUUCAGGUCUCAACUGAGGGAUCCCUGGUGAACACUGCCAGGCACGACUCGGGGGAGGUUGAGCCCUCCCUGGCCGGGCCGAUGUUGGAGACAGCCUGUAGCUUGAGCGCAUGCUGGCUGCUGGCCCAGGGUGCGACUCAGGUUGGGAUCAGCUUUGGAAGAUCUCAGGAUGAGGUCAGGAGGACUCAGAGGUGCCAAGCAGGUCUGGGUGAGGGCUCCCUGGAAGUUGCCACAGAGGUGAAGAGUGGGGAUCAGGAACAGCAGCGCCUCUCACCAGUGCUGUGACUUUGGGCGAGUCACUGCCUCUCAGGGCGUUGGUGUCUGUCUGUAAAAUGGAAGUAAUCAUGGUUCCACCUCACAAGGCUGUCGUGGGGUUGGAGGUGCUACCUGUGAGGGCAGCACUGGCAGGCACAGAAGAAGUGUUCAAUAAAAGGUAACUGUGAGUC
Molecule: messenger RNA, 1391 nt
Organism: Propithecus coquereli (Coquerel's sifaka)
Lineage: Eukaryota; Metazoa; Chordata; Mammalia; Primates; Indriidae
Gene: JMJD7
Product: jumonji domain containing 7
Exons: 8
Coding region: 12-962 (316 amino acids)
Molecular function (GO): 2-oxoglutarate-dependent dioxygenase activity
Source: RefSeq, a predicted model, not a curated record